CUCAGAAGAUGAGGUGGAUGUGCUCUUACAUGGCACUCCUGACCAGAAGCGCAAGCUGAUACGGGAGUGCCUGACUGGAGAGAGCGAGUCUUCCAGUGACGAUGAGUUCCAAAAAGAGAUGGAGGCAGAACUGAACACCACCAUGAGGACUAUAGAAGACAAAUGGAAAUCACCAGAAAUGGGUACUUUCUCAAGUACUGGACAGACUGGACCUGCCACUGCUUCAAAAUACUAUGAUGAUAUUUACUUUGAUUCUGAUUCAGAAGAUGAAGAUAAACUAGUUCCACAGGACAUCCGGAGAAACCGAAAACAUCAGCAACGUCGGGUUCUUUCCAAUGAUGAACUGCUAUAUGACCCAGAAGAAGAUAGUCGAGACCAAGAGUGGGUAGACUUACAGAGGAGGGGGUACCAUAAUCAAAGAAGGGCACUGCAGCAGACAAAGCUUUCAGCUGUUCCAAACAGUGAUGCUGUCUUGAACUGCCCUGGUUGCAUGACAACAUUAUGUCUGGACUGUCAGAGACAUGAAUCUUACAAAACACAAUAUAGAGCAAUGUUUGUGAUGAACUGCAUUGUUAACAAAGAGGAAAUUCUGAAAUACAGAAAGAAGCUGAAGAAAAGAAGUAAGAAAAUGAAGCACAGCAAAGAAACUACCUCUAUACAAUCAAAUGAAGAAGAGGAGGAAGUGUAUCAUCCAGUAUUAUGUACUGAGUGCUCAACUGAAGUGGCAGUGAUGGAUAAAGAUGAAGUUUUUCACUUCUUCAAUGUUUUAGCCAGCCACUGCUAAUGUGUAAAGGCCGGGGAGAAAAAAUCCUGCACUGUUUAAGACUGUGUGAAGUAUCAGAAAUGCAGGCAUGUUAGGUUUUUUUUUUAAAUGUGGUCUUUUAAAUGUACAUUUUCAUCAGAGAAUUUUCUAGUGGUUGGAUUUAUGCAAAGUUUACGAAAUAAAUACAGUUAACUGCAUGCAUUUGAGAGCAACAUUCUUUCACAUUGUCAGGUAGUUGCAUCAUUGAGAAUUUAAAAUUUUGUAAAUAUAAUGCAAGAUCUAUGUAUUGUAAUCAUUCUCUACAUAUACUAUCCUUUAUUUCAAAAUGUACUAGAACUGCUGCUUAGAAUACAUACU
Eurypyga helias (sunbittern) is the source of this 1120-nucleotide messenger RNA. It is a transcript of the gene EAPP, whose product is annotated as E2F-associated phosphoprotein. The record is from RefSeq and is a predicted model, not a curated record. Gene Ontology annotation, cellular component: nucleus. NCBI's taxonomy places the organism in Eukaryota, Metazoa, Chordata, Aves, Eurypygiformes, Eurypygidae. The transcript has 5 exons. The annotation marks the transcript as partial. Gene Ontology annotation, biological process: positive regulation of cell population proliferation.